This is a messenger RNA of Silurus meridionalis, 1020 nucleotides long. RefSeq names its product mitochondrial ribosomal protein L9 (gene mrpl9). NCBI's taxonomy places the organism in Eukaryota, Metazoa, Chordata, Actinopteri, Siluriformes, Siluridae. Gene Ontology annotation, cellular component: mitochondrion; ribosome. The coding region runs from base 206 to 949 and encodes 247 amino acids. Gene Ontology annotation, molecular function: structural constituent of ribosome. Gene Ontology annotation, biological process: translation. The transcript has 7 exons. The record is from RefSeq and is a predicted model, not a curated record.
ACGAAGAAGAAGAAGAGGCCGAAGUAAUCCUCCGGAACAACCGAAGAAGAAGAAGCCGCUCAUGCAGUGUUGAUAAAGUCACAUGGCGCAGGGAUUAAGAGGAGAAUAAAGCGGAUUAGAUUAAUAGAUUAGUAUAAAGCGGUGAAUAUGCGGUAAAAUCCGUGUCAGAUUUCCGCUUUGAGGGUGUGUGUGUGUGUGUGUUGUCAUGUUUGCUCGCGCUCCUGCCCGCUGUGUCCUUCAGGGUGUGUGUGAUUGUCUCCGGGCUCAGAGCUUCUCUCUGUCCGCGCGCACGAACACAGUGGUAGUGGAGAGAUGGUGGCAGGUUCCCCUGUCGAAGGAGGGUCGUCCCCCGAGACUUUACUCCCGCAGGCACAGGGUUUAUCGCUUUGUGGAGGACACCAAACACCAGACCCAGGAGAAGCUGGAGCUGCUGCUCACACAGACCGUACCGAAGCUCGGCGGUCGUGGAGACACGGUUUUUGUGAAGAAGUCGGUGGGAAGAAAUAAACUCCUGGCUGAAGGUCUCGCUGUUUAUCCUUCACCUGAGAACAAGGAGAUGUUCACUGAGGAGAGACGCUUACUGCGUGAGGGAAAGAGAGAGGACAGAAUCCAGACAAGGACAGGACAACUCACGGUGGAUUUCCUGAAACAGUCCACUCUGGAGAUCGGGAUCCAGACGGCUCCUCAGCAGCACUUUCUCCUCACCAAGGAAAUCGUCUGCAGACAUUUUUUGAGAAAACUGGGCGUGGUCGUCCCUCUUCAUGCGCUGACAUUACCGGACGAGCCGAUCACACAGUUUGGAGAUUUCUGGUGUGAUGUCACGGUGAACGGUUUGGACACAGUGCGAGUGCAGUUGAUUGUAGGUCCAUAUGUGGAUCCAAGGAAGAAGAAACUGAUGAAACAGGAAGGUGCAGCGACGGAAAACACACCGGACUCAGACACAGAAUAAUGAUCACAGUCUGAUCCCAGUCCAGUUUGAUCUGACCUGUGACCUAAUAAAUUAGCAUUUUUUUUCUUUAA